Serinus canaria (Common canary) is the source of this 2257-nucleotide messenger RNA. RefSeq names its product calpain 2 (gene CAPN2). The transcript is spliced from 21 exons. Gene Ontology annotation, biological process: proteolysis. The record is from RefSeq and is a predicted model, not a curated record. Gene Ontology annotation, cellular component: cytoplasm. The coding region runs from base 1 to 2103 and encodes 700 amino acids. Gene Ontology annotation, molecular function: calcium ion binding; calcium-dependent cysteine-type endopeptidase activity. NCBI's taxonomy places the organism in Eukaryota, Metazoa, Chordata, Aves, Passeriformes, Fringillidae.
AUGGCGGGGAUGGCGGAGGCGCUGGCCAAGGAGCGGGCGGUGGCGGCGGGCGCUGGGCGGCACGACCGGGCUGUGCCUUACCUGGGGCAGCGCUUCGGGGCUCUGCGCCAGCAGUGCCUGCAGGAGGGGAGGCUCUUCCAGGACCCCUCCUUCCCCGCCGGCCCCAGCGCCCUCGGCUACCGGGAGCUGGGGCCCCGCUCGCACAAAACACAGGGCGUCGUCUGGCGCAGACCCACGGAGCUGUGUUCCAAGCCCCAGUUCAUAGCGGGAGGAGCCACUCGCACGGACAUCUGCCAAGGGGCCUUAGGAGACUGUUGGCUCUUGGCAGCCAUUGCUUCUCUCACCCUGAAUGAAGAAAUUCUGGCCCGUGUUGUUCCCAAAGACCAGAGCUUCCAGGAUAAAUAUGCAGGAAUUUUCCACUUCCAGUUCUGGCAGUAUGGGGAGUGGGUGGACGUGGUGGUGGACGACAGGCUGCCCACCAAGAACGGGGAGCUGCUCUUCGUGCACUCGGCGGAGGGCAGCGAGUUCUGGAGCGCGCUGCUGGAGAAGGCCUAUGCCAAGCUGAAUGGCUCCUACGAGUCCCUCUCUGGUGGCACCACCACCGAAGGCUUCGAGGACUUCACCGGUGGCAUUGCUGAGUGGUACGAGCUGCAGAAGCCACCCCCCAACCUCUUCAAGAUCAUUCAGAAGGCACUCCAGAAAGGCUCUCUCCUUGGCUGCUCCAUUGAUAUCACCAGUGCUGCAGAAACAGAAGCAGUCACCUCCCAGAAGCUGGUGAAGGGACACGCGUACUCGGUCACCGGGGCAGAGCAGGUGAACUUCCGAGGAACCGUGCAGAAGCUGAUCAGAAUCCGAAAUCCCUGGGGAGAAGUGGAGUGGACUGGGAAAUGGAAUGACAACUGCCCAAACUGGAGUGGUGUUGACCCUGAGGUGCGGGAGCGACUGACCAGGAGACACGAGGAUGGGGAAUUCUGGAUGGCGUUCAACGACUUCCUGAGGCAUUACUCCCGCCUGGAGAUCUGCAACCUGACUCCAGACACCCUGGCAAGUGACAGGUACAAAAAGUGGAGCCUGCAGAAGCUGGAUGGCAACUGGAGGAGAGGAGCCACUGCAGGGGGCUGCAGGAACUACCCAAACACAUUCUGGACAAAUCCUCAGUAUUUGAUCAAGCUGGAGGAAGAAGAUGAGGACCCUGAUGAUCCUGAGGGGGGCUGCACUUUCCUCAUUGGGCUGAUCCAGAAGCACCGUCGGAGGCAGAGGAAGAUGGGCGAGGACAUGCACACCAUUGGCUUUGCCAUUUAUGAGGUGCCCCCAGAGUUUUCUGGCCAGACAAAUAUUCAUCUGAGCAAAAACUUCUUCCUGACCAACAAAGCCCGGGAAAAAUCCAAUACCUUCAUCAACCUCCGGGAGGUGCUGAACCGCUUCAAGCUGCCUGCAGGGGAAUACAUCAUCGUGCCCUCCACCUUUGAGCCCGACAAGAAUGGAGACUUCUGCCUCAGGGUCUUCUCUGAAAAAAAUGCAAACUCCACGGUGAUAGAUGAUGAAAUUGAAGGCAAUUUUGAUGAGACUGAAAUCAGUGAAGAUGACAUCGAACCCAGCUUUAAAAAGCUUUUUGGGCAGCUAGCAGGAAAUGAUGCAGAGAUCUCUGCCUUUGAACUGCGCAGCAUCCUGAAUAGAAUCCUGGCUAAACGCCAAGAUAUUAAAUCUGAUGGAUUUAGUAUUGAGACAUGCAAAAUAAUGGUUGACCUGUUAGAUAAUGAUGGGAGUGGCAAACUGGGACUGAAGGAGUUCCACACCCUCUGGACAAAGAUUCAGAAAUACCAGAAAAUUUACAGAGAAAUUGAUGUGGAUCGAUCGGGUACCAUGAACUCGUAUGAGAUGAGGAGGGCACUGGAAACAGCAGGGUUCAAACUGAACUGCCAGUUACAUCAGGUCAUCGUGGCUCGUUUUGCUGACGAGGAUCUCGUCAUUGACUUUGACAACUUCGUGCGCUGUUUGAUUCGGCUCGAAACCUUGUUCAAAAUGUUUAGAAAACUGGAUACUGAGAAAAGUGGAACAAUAGAAUUGAACCUUGUUAAUUGGCUGUGCUUCACUGUCAUUUGAGCCACUGGCAGCAGCCUGAGACCUCAACAAAAGCAUGGGCAGGUGAAGAUAAUCAAGCUCCAUGCAAGUAAUAUGCAAACAUGAAUGUGCCUUAACUUACACAAAGCAAGCAGAUUCUGCAUGCAAUUGCAAGAAGAAAAGCAUUCUACUCCCA